This is a messenger RNA of Colius striatus (speckled mousebird), 912 nucleotides long. It is a transcript of the gene CELA1, whose product is annotated as chymotrypsin like elastase 1. Gene Ontology annotation, biological process: proteolysis. The record is from RefSeq and is a predicted model, not a curated record. Gene Ontology annotation, molecular function: serine-type endopeptidase activity. The transcript is spliced from 9 exons. Lineage: Eukaryota; Metazoa; Chordata; Aves; Coliiformes; Coliidae. The coding region runs from base 1 to 912 and encodes 303 amino acids.
AUGUCGCCCGAGAUGCGCAGCAGAGGAAGGGUCUCGACUCCCCGGGGCUUUGGGCUGCUUAUCCAAAGCGAAGCCGCCGCAGACGAAGCGUCGCCGUGGUUCAGGAUGCUGCUGCAGCUCGUGCUCCUCGCUGCUCUUGCCCUCUGUGGACGCUGCUCCCAGCAGGAUCUCAGCCAUGGGAUGCAGCGCGUGGUCGGUGGGGUGGAGGCGAAAGCGCACUCGUGGCCUUCUCAGAUCUCCCUCCAGUACUACUCCAGUGGCAGUUGGCAUCACACCUGCGGAGGGUCCCUCAUCCAGAGAAACUGGGUGCUGACAGCAGCCCACUGUGUGGACAGUAACCUGCAGCUCCGUGUCGUGGCUGGAGAGCACAACCUGGAUGGGGUUGAUGGCACUGAGCAGGUCUUCAGCCUGAAGAACAUCGUCAUCCAUCCCAACUGGAACCGCAACAACGUCGCUGCGGGCUACGACAUCGCUCUGCUCCGCCUGGCCAGCUCUGCCAACCUCAACAGCAACGUGCAGCUGGCAGUUCUGCCCCAGGAGGGAUCCAUCCUGUCCAACAACUACCCCUGCUACAUCACGGGCUGGGGCCGCACGCGCACCAAUGGGCAGAUCUCCAGUGUCCUGCUGCAAGCCUACCUGCCCGUGGUGAGCUACCAGAUCUGCUCCACGUCCUCCUACUGGGGCUCCACCGUCAAGAACACCAUGGUGUGUGCCGGCGGUGACGGCGUCCGCUCCGGCUGCCAGGGUGACUCGGGUGGCCCCCUCCACUGUGCAGUGAACGGGCAGUACCAGGUCCAUGGUGUCACCAGCUUCGUCUCCAGCCUGGGCUGCAACGUCAAGAACAAACCCACCGUCUUCACCCGUGUCUCUGCCUACAUCUCCUGGAUAAAGAGCACCAUUGCCCAGAACUGA